Molecule: messenger RNA, 2741 nt
Organism: Monopterus albus (swamp eel)
Lineage: Eukaryota; Metazoa; Chordata; Actinopteri; Synbranchiformes; Synbranchidae
Gene: tex36
Product: testis expressed 36
Exons: 4
Coding region: 47-631 (194 amino acids)
Source: RefSeq, a predicted model, not a curated record
ACUGGUGAAACCACUCAGUGGACUGAAUAUCUCAAACGGUAUAAAAAUGGUAAAAGGUGGAAAGAGAUACUCUUCAAUGAGCAAUGAUGGCAAAUGGUUUGCUCAUUCAGUUUUACCAGAAAAUGACACCAAGAAUGUUGAAACCUAUACGAGCACUGGGAUCAUGCUGACUCAGGUUAAAUCAGCAUUGCCUCAGGCUUUGAACUUUAAGCGCUAUCCUAAAUGGAAAACUGAGCAGAAAUCCAGAGAAUAUCCUUUAUCAGUCCAUGACAACAAGCAUGCCUUGAAAGACAUCUCUGUCUUCACUCAUGGUGUGGGACGCAGGAAGUGUCUUGAUGAUCACAGACAGCACAACUCCCACUUCUGCCUGUGCCAUGAUGGAGCCAACAACAGCACUGAAGAGACAGGGGGGAACCUCACAGCCUACCAGGCUGACUUUAUUGUGAAGCAUGCUGUUAAUGUUCCAACCAGCACCAGACUGUUCCCCCGCAACCACAAGCAGAAGUCUGAAGAGGCAGCUUUGGCACAGGCAGGGGAGCAAUUCAUGUGGUUCGGACGACACGACUCUGACUCCUCAGAAACCACGGAAAUGCUGGCUGCUGCCAACCGCUCAGCACCUUCCAAGCCCUAAGGUACUCCUACAUGUAAGGCACUAGAUGGCAUCACUGAGAGACGGCUCUGGUGAACUUUUUGGAGGGUCCAACAGUCAAAUAAAGAUCUUGAUUGAAAACACCAGAUAGCAUUUCCACUGAAAGCUGUAUUCCAGUCCUUACAAACAAGGUUUAACUUCACAGCAGUUCAAAUUAGACUGGAAAUUCAACUGUUAACAAUCCACUUAAUGUACUAAUAAUAUACAAUUGGUGCAUCUUAUACUUAUUUUGGUAGUUCACAGGUUUGUCAGCAGAGGGCAGCAAGUUGGCAUGCGUUAUCAGUCGGCCUGAGGAUCCACUCAGAAUAGGUAGGGGGAGGAUCGUUAGAAAAAAAACUAGCUAUUUUUAUUCAGUGCAUAUCAACAUGAAGACAUUAAAUUAGAGCAUAUGAAAUAAAUUAAGCUUGAUUUGAUGGAUAGUGUUGUUUCACCCCUGGGGACAAAAAAGGAUGGAUACUGUGUGUGUGUCACUCAUACAAGAGAGGAGGAAGUGUGGGAGUGAAUUACAGAGAACACUGCUAAGAGAAAAGCACUUAAGUGAAGAGUAUACCUAACCACUGUCUCCAAUAGCUGAUGUUUUCUCCAGAGAAUGUUCUGACCAGCUGCUUUCUUUCUUUAAGUACUCACCGGGGAGAGGCGUUUUUCUCUCAAGCUUUCUUUCAGCCAUAGUAAUUAGCUGAUCCACAUACAGCGCCGACCUUGUAGGAGUUUGUUUCACUUUUAGAAGGUGAAGUAGAUCUCACAGCUUUUAUAUAACAAAACAAAAAAGCUGUGAGACAUCCAGCUGCAGUCCUUUGUGAUUUAACUUUGAGAUUAUCUUGCAUAUCCCUGCCAAAAAAACUGGGUCUUGGACGCAGGUGCAUGACUGACACCAAGCUGCAGGGCGAGGGGUUCAUAAUAACCAUACCUUUGAUUAAAAAAGAAAGCAACAACAACAGCUGCACAGAUAUAAAAAAAAGGAUACCAGCUCUACACCUAUCUUUGCCAUGCCAUUGACAGAAGCUUACAUUAUAUAGUGGUUAAACAGUUUUAGUGAUCAGGUCAUAGGCUAUAAAGAGGUGCAGCGGUGUCGACAAGAGGAAAAGAAGUGUAUAUUGCUGAAAAACACCUCUGCUUGUGUUUGACAGUUGGUUCUGUCUGGUUUCAACUGGUUGUCUCUCACCUCUGUCCCUGUGGGUGCAGUUUGCAGACUACACUUCUCUUUGGACUCGUCACAACUUGACCAACUCCUCCGCACAGAAGCCACCAACACUUCACAAUCAAACUGUCAGUAGCUCUGUCAGAAUAGCAGUAAGGCUGUUAAUAUCAAUCAUUAGUAUGUGGUGGUGUGCACUGUACACAUCAUGUUAGGCGAGCUGUGUGUUAUAACGUUGAGCAAGACCGCAGGUAACUGUAAAUACAGUAGCUAGGUGGAAUAUCAAACCCUCUCCCGAUGACGAAAGACGCAUCUCACUAAACAAGCAGUCAACCACUAAAGCCUUUGCACUUCAUAAAUAUUAAAUCAGACACUUUGUAUCCUACCUCUUUGGUGUUGGAAGGCCCUAGUCUGAAUUCUUACCAUUUGCUGUGAUUCAUUCACAUGUGUAUGUGCAGGUGCAUGUGUCUCUUUGAUGUGUUGAGUUGAGAGGUUUUGCACCUGUUGGAGGAAAAAAUGCUUUGAGAACAAGAGGUGCUUUUGCCUGACAGUCAGAAUAACAGCAACAGAGGGAGGAUUUGUAAUGCUAUUGCUGCCUUGUGCUCUGUGUGUAUUUUCUUUUCAUAAAGGCUGCUGUGCUGUUUUGACAUAUUUGUUGUGUGCACAGGAAAACCUUUUUUUUUUUUUUCCUCGUCUCAGUUUAGGCAUCUGUUCUGGGAUUAUGACAUUGUGCAUUUUCCGUUUUGUCCAUUACCUAUUCAUUAAAGAUGUGACUUGAAAGAAGAGUUGCCAUGGAGAUGCUGCGCUUAAUUCACUUAUCUCAGUAUUUUUUCUGUGUAUUCUUUUAACUUUAACAUCUAGAUUACCUGAUUUCUCUGGAUUUGUCGUUUCUUCUUGUAUCAUUUGUUAAUAAGCUUGACUUUUCUUUAUGCGUAACAUUUUAUCUUGUUCAAACAU